AACGAUAACAUCGUCAUUAUUGUCAUCAUUGAUUGAUUUCCGAUUUAUUGAAAUCGUUCAUUAUUAAAGUUUUACAUUUGAAUUUUCUUUUUUUUCUGAAAUUUAACGAUUGUGAAAAAAAAUGAUCAAACGAAUCAUUCUUUUGUUGGCCAUAUCGGUGCUCAUAUUUAACGAACAAAUUGUUUGCCGUAAUCUUCUGUCAGCCAUUCGUAAUGUUCGUCAAGCAUCAUCGCCUGAUGAACAUGAAACACCACAACCGUAUUCAUUUAAUAUUGAAUCUGUUGAUGAAAAUGGAACCAUAUCACAACGACAAGAACAAGGUGAUGAACAAGGACGAAUAACUGGACAAUAUUCAUUUCAAAAUCCACAAACUGGUAUCUAUCGUAUCGUAUCAUAUACAUCGGAUGAAAAUGGUUUUAAUGCACGUGUUGAAACCAAUGAACCGGGUACAAAAACAUCGAAUCCAGCAAAUGUGGAAAUAAUUUCAACAGCACCAUAAGAUCGAUGUUAAUUUUUUCGAUUCGAUUCAUCACAAAAUUAUCAUCUGA
This is a messenger RNA of Dermatophagoides farinae (American house dust mite), 548 nucleotides long. Its product is annotated as cuticle protein 10.9. Gene Ontology annotation, cellular component: chitin-based extracellular matrix. NCBI's taxonomy places the organism in Eukaryota, Metazoa, Arthropoda, Arachnida, Sarcoptiformes, Pyroglyphidae. The record is from RefSeq and is a predicted model, not a curated record. Gene Ontology annotation, molecular function: structural constituent of chitin-based larval cuticle.